Messenger RNA from Adelges cooleyi (spruce gall adelgid), 1399 nucleotides. RefSeq names its product ras-related protein Rab-11A (gene Rab11). NCBI's taxonomy places the organism in Eukaryota, Metazoa, Arthropoda, Insecta, Hemiptera, Adelgidae. Gene Ontology annotation, cellular component: recycling endosome. The record is from RefSeq and is a predicted model, not a curated record. Gene Ontology annotation, biological process: exocytosis. The transcript is spliced from 5 exons. The coding region runs from base 371 to 1042 and encodes 223 amino acids. Gene Ontology annotation, molecular function: GTP binding; GTPase activity.
UUUUAUUUUAUGAAUUGUCACGGGAAAAAAUUGAUGCAACCACACAUUUCAAUAAAAUAAUAAUAAUAAGAAAAAAAAACUGCACGCAUAAUUUUCGGCUAUUGGAAAUCGUAAAAUAAUAUUUUAAUUAAUAUUAACGAUAAUACAAGAGUGAGGACCGCCAAGGACUAUGUUCAGCUGCAGCUGCCGUUCGCUAUAGUUUUAUUUUUUUCAUUGAUAACCAAAAUGUUCCUGUAAUUUUGUAUUUACGCGUUUGGGAUUCUCGUUUUGUACGUUAUCGCAAUCUUUUGUGUUCUGGACAAAUUUUAUUUUGUUUUAAUUAAACUUUAUAAGUAAACGUUCGGGUGAUAGUAAAAAAAAGUGUGUAAAAAUGGGUUCUAGCGACGAAGAAUACGAUUAUUUAUUCAAAGUUGUUCUUAUUGGCGAUUCUGGUGUCGGCAAAAGUAAUUUAUUGGCUAGAUUUACACGCAAUGAAUUUAAUUUAGAAUCAAAGUCUACUAUCGGAGUAGAGUUUGCCACAAGAAGCAUUAAGGUAAAUAAGAAAGUAAUCAAAGCCCAAAUAUGGGAUACGGCUGGACAGGAAAGAUAUAGAGCAAUAACAUCAGCAUACUAUAGAGGAGCAGUAGGCGCAUUAUUGGUUUACGAUAUUGCAAAACAACUAACUUAUCAGAAUGUGGAACGAUGGUUGAGUGAAUUACGCGAUCACGCCGAUCAAAAUAUCGUCAUCAUGUUGGUUGGCAAUAAAUCGGAUUUGCGUCACUUACGAGCUGUUCCGUCUGACGAAGCCAGAGCGUUUGCCGAAGCAAACAAUUUAUCAUUUAUUGAAACUUCUGCACUCGACUCGACCAACGUUGAAACUGCUUUUGAAAAUAUACUCACAGAAAUCCAUCGCAAAGUAUCGGCUCGUCAAAUGGACAAUAUCGAUGGGGACGAAAUCGACAAAGUAUGUAUGAAGCCGAUUAGGAUAGACGCAACUACGGCCAAUACAAAUGAUUCGGCUGCAUUCCAAAUUAAACAGUUUUGCUGUAAUGCGUCGGCUUGAAUAUCAAAACUCGAAUGUGUCCACCAUUAGGUUAUAAAAACGUUGUCCUUAUUGUUCAUACUUUACUUUGCAAUACAGAUUUUUUUUUUUUAAUUUAAGUUAAAAAGUUAAAAGUUCUAAUGUGCUUCUUAUCAUCGGGGCUCUUUCUCUUCAUUAUUUAAUUACAAAUUAUUAUACUUAUAAUUCUAUAUAUUUAUAUGUUUGAUAUUUUCUAAUCGUUAAUUAUAUUAUUUUAUGUUUUUUAAAACAACUUUAUAUAAUAUUUUUAAUUAUACUUCAUCGUUCUUAUGAUACUAUUAUUAUUGCCAUAAUAUCCCAGAAAAAAAAAAUUAAGUGCGUCAAAAAUAGAAUAGUGUU